CAAGUUUUGAAUUCGGAUGACACGGUUUCAAUACUACGUUCCACUUAUUUAGAAGAUAAUAUCUGUGAAUAUGAGUACUACCGCAGGCAAAAAGUCAAUAUUUUUGGCUUACAUUUUUUGGUUAUUUGGGGGGCCAUUUGGAGUGCACCAUUUCUAUUUAAGAAGAGAUAGACAUGCAUUUGUUUGGUGGACCACUCUUGGUGGCUUCGGUAUAGGUUGGUUGGGUGAAGUAUUUCGCAUACCAAGGUAUGUGAGAGAUGCUAACGAGGAUCCUAAAUAUGUGGAGGACCUUAUUGGAAGAAUGAUACGGAACAAGAAGCCACCAUUCUCUAUGAAUCGUUUUACGGGAAUGCUGAUGGUUGGUUAUUCCUGGGGUCAAAUGAUGAUGGUAGCAGUGCCAUCUGAUGAAAUAUGGGGUAUCAAUUUUAGAUAUCUCAACUACCUCAUUCCUUUGGUUGCUGCACUAGGUGUCUGGACAGUAGGCAACAUUGGUCACGAGCAAGGAACCUUGAAGUGGCCUCUCUUAGCUGCAUAUGUGUCCUAUCCUCUUCGCUACUUUAUAUAUGAUGAAACAGUAUUUUUCACUAUCAUGGUGUUGUCUGCAGCAUUAGCAUUUGACUCCUUCUCAAAGCAGUGGCGCAGAACUCCAAGAAGGCAUCGUUUUGUUAAGAGAGUGAUUGUCCUCGGUGUGUGUGCUUGCCUUUACUUAUCCCUAUGGUGUAGCUACUUGUACUUCAAUGGCACGAUCACUGACAGUGAAGGCGACGAGGUUCCAAUCUACGAAGCAUUGCAUCACUUCUUUACAAGUCCUUGGUGGCUUGAUGUGAAGCAGUGCCUUAUUGAUACAUACCAGUAUGCACAGCAUCAUGGCUGGUAUGAAGUGUGGAAACAAAUUAUUGAUCUGUCUGAUCCUCAUGGUGAACAAAACGCAUACAAGGUGCUCGGGCUGGGCCCUGAAGCUACACAACAAGAGAUAACUUCUACUUGGCGAAGAUUGUCCAGAGAGCAUCAUCCCGACAAAGUCAAGGAUGAGAACGGACGCCGCGCUGCCCAAGAACGAUUCAUGGAAAUACAACAAGCUUACGAGAUCUUGUCCAAUAGCAAGCACAGAAGAAAUCGACGCAAUAAGAAAGAUAACUCGGAGUAAUGAAGGUGAAUGGAAACGUAAACCUCACAUCUAAAAAUAAUAUUAAAUAUAAAAAUAUAUAUUUGUGGGCCUCUUUGUUUGUUCGUAUCUUAAAUUGUUCGUUAAUUCGAUGCAAACGCGCAUCGUUAAUCAGAUUGAGUUUAAAUUUUGUAAAAUGGUUGAUGGAUUGGGUGUGGAGAUUUCUGGGAUAGUUAAAUUAAGAUAAGUCAACAGCAAGA
Molecule: messenger RNA, 1365 nt
Organism: Bombyx mori (domestic silkworm)
Lineage: Eukaryota; Metazoa; Arthropoda; Insecta; Lepidoptera; Bombycidae
Gene: wus
Product: dnaJ homolog subfamily C member 22-like
Exons: 6
Coding region: 71-1147 (358 amino acids)
Cellular component (GO): membrane
Source: RefSeq, marked provisional